CGCGUGCUGACCAGGACGUGUCGCAUUUACUUUUUAUCAUAAGCAGUAAUCGUAGACAUCUGCUGUUGUUAUACCACACCCUUUGAAACCCAGAGCCGCGUUUGGCAUGAUUCUUCUUAUCGUGCAGCCUCUAUAUACAUGGAACAUGAUUACAUGAAGCACAACCACGACUAUGAAUUGAAAAGCUAUGUAUCCUUAACACCAAUUGUGCCGAAGGGCUGGUGCGAUGCACUCGGCGCUCGGCGGGCUCCAGCGGCAAGCGCAGCGCCGGCUGCUGGUGGAGGCUGUCGUAAUAGAUGAUGCAGCCGGUCCUGACACAAAGCAGGAGGUGGCGGAGGGCUGUGAAGACUCGGACGGUCUUGGCACGCAGCGGGCCUCGUGCCCCUCCCGCGACCGGGCCCGCGCCUCGCUGCGCCGCCUGCGCCCCACAGCCUGGCGAUGCACACAGCCUGACGCCCAUGCUGCUGCCAUCAAUGAGUCUGAGGGCUCAGAGCCCUCAAGCCAGCUGCUGCAGGCUGUUGCAACAACCGGCAAGCGCCUGCCCUGGGCGCACCUGGCCGCACGCGAGGAGGCAGCGGCCGCGCAACAGACAGCGGAGGGGGCGGGAACAGCAGCCGAGUCGCAGAAUGGCGUAGAGGGCGAACAAGCUACGGCACUGCCAACUGCUAAAACGGCGUCGUCAGCCGCUGACUCCUGGGCACAAGCACUGGGGGGAGCGGAACCGCCGGCUCAGGACUGGUCGUGGCUGGCCUCUCCACCCUGGGGUGUGGUCCCGCUGCCGCCGGAGCUGGCGUGCCGGGUCGACCCACAUGGGCGGCUGCGGCUUAGCGGGACCAUUGAGGCUGAUGUAACCGCAGCAACUGCCGCUGCUGAAGCCGCUGCUGCCGGGGGCUCGCCACCGCCGUCGCAGCAUCGACACGCGGACCCAGAUCGUGCGCGGAUGCACGCGCGGCUGCAGCGCACGGCGGGCGCAGUGCAGCAGGUGCUGGCGGUGGCUGCUGCUGCUGCAGCUGCUGCUGCGACGACGGCGGCGGCAGCGGCGGUGGGGGAGGCAGCUCACGUGCGGGCCCUGCUCAAGCCGGAUUGGCAGAUUGUGGGAACGAGCCGUACGCCACAGGGCGGGUUGGCAGGCGUUGAGCUGCCAGCUGCCGUGCAUACGCUGACCGCCGGCUAUGCCUUCCAGGUAGCAGGGAGUCUGCGCCAGCCGCCGCCUUCGGAGCGCCCCGCGGGCCCACUCACGCCGGCGGAGGAGCAGCUGUGGCAGGACCUGGAACAGCUGAAGGCUCGCAUCGACGUGCAAGCGUCACGCCGCGUUCGUGUGGGCCAGGUGGCGGAUUUCUAUGCAAGGUCGCCGCCGCCCCCGGGCGUCGCUGGCGAGGAAAGCGACAAAGAUGUCAGGUUUGCACCUCUCCGUUGUUACGGCAGCGAGCGGCAGGUGGCCCAAGGUUACAUGACGCUCCUGAUGCAGGACUUGUCAGCCAAAACCCGCGCCGGAAGCCCAGACCCGGAGUCGGACACUGGCGGUGGCGGCGGCUGGCGGCGACUGGCCAAGCUGGUUGUGCCUUGGGCGGAGGAGAGGCGUAAGCGAAUAUGGCGUUGGCUGCUGGAAACGGCCGCGGGGCUGGAGGAGGCCGAGGCAGCAGGCGGGGCGGGAAAGGCCAGGACGGCGGCCGAGGGCAGCAGCAGCGUCGCGCUGCAGUGGGGGGCGGCGGCCGAGGAGGUACUGAAGGCCGCAAUCGGCACGCUGGUGCUCCUUUAUUUAGUUGUUCAGGACUUUCUCCAGAUCCAGCAGCAGGCUGCAACGAAAUUCGGCUUCUGCGCAGCUGAACAACUGAAUAUCUUUGAUCCGCUAGUGCUUGCAAGCGCCCUGCCAGCGUACCUAUUGGCACGGGUGGAGCACCCCGAUGUGCACGUCUCGCCAGCCGACUUGUACAACCUCCUAUUGCUAGGCCAAGUGCCAGCAUUCACACACCUUCGCUGGCCGAUCCCGCGCCCAGCCACGGCCGGCGUCGCCGCUGCGUUACGCACAGAGCUGGCGGCGGUGCCGCCGCCUCUGUCUUAUGAGCACGUCCUGGCGGCGGUUGAAGCGAUUUCACUUGAGCCUGACGUGGUGCACGAGUGGGGGCUGCUGCUGCUUACCACAUUUAGCAGCGUGGCCACAGUCGCCCAGCUGCAGAUCCAGACGUGGUUGCUGGCGUGGAAGGCACACCGGCAGAAGCGACGGCAGCAGGCGGAGGCGCGGCGGCAGAAGCGCGAGAUGCAGCGGCGCAGCUUGAGCAUGGCGUGGGGUAUGGGAGGCGUCGACAGUGUCGUGAACGCAUUGUUGGCGAUCGACAGGGCCGAGGGCGGGGAGGGCCAGGUCUUGGACGGGAGCAGCGGCCGCCGCGACUGUGGCAGCGGCAGUGGCGCCGGCAACGGGGGGCACGCGUUGGCAGGUGGCAGCGGGGCAGGGGCCGCCCGCAGCAGGCAGAAUCAGUCUGCGGAGCAGGGGGGUGAGUCGGCAGAGAGGCUUGAGGACAUGCUUGAGUCCGUUGGUCUUGCGGCUAAGUCGCUGGGCCUUACCGGCGUGAUAGCGGCGGCGGCCUCGCUACAGCCUGUGGCCGCGGCCCUGGCAGCGGCGGUGCGGGGGCUGUGCCUCCUGCGCAUCCCGCCGACGCUGUCGGCGCCGGCUCCGCCGCUGCUCUCCGCCAAGGAUGCAGAGAGGGCAAAAGCCGGACUUGCGGCGGUGAUUCCUGGGCCUGACGGCGGCUGUGACGUGCUGCGGCUGCGGCUGCCCUGCGACGAUGCAGCCUACACGACUGCGGCGGUGCUCUGCCUCGACAUGUCAAGCAUCUCUUCAGAGCCUGCCAUUGGCAGCUCAGGCGCGUCCCUCAUCUUUCAGCCCAUCCCCGCGUCCAAGCAGCGGCGGCAGCAGCAGCAGCAGCAGCAGCAGCAGCAGCAGCAGCAGCAGCAGCAGCAGCAGCAGCAGCAGCAGCAACAACGGGGCGACGGGUGGCACGCGGGCGGGGGGCGGGAACUAACGGAAUGGAUGGAGCUCGACGUCUGCCGUACUUUUCCGCCGAUGUGGGACGCGCCCAACGCGCGCUCCGCCUGGCCGUACCCGUGGGACUACCUAUCGUACUACAACGCUGCCCCGGAAUGGGACGACAGUACCUCGCUGGAGGCCAUGGCCAGCCACCUGCGGCGCUUCCUGGUGCAGCUGCGGGCGGGUCUGUGUGCGGCGCACGUGCGCGGCGUGGAGGCCAUUGGGCGGCUGAUGAGCGCGCUGGCAAAGGUACGGGCGGAGAUGCGGGACGGGCCGCGAGGCGCUUCAAGGGACUGCGCUGCGUGGGUGGCUAGUAUUCUGGACCCCGGCGACGAGCCCCAGACAGCGUCUGAGUUGAAGGCGCAGCCAGGCGGUGAAGCCGGCGGUGAAGCGCGCGCGCAGGGUGCGGAGCCGAGCGACACCGUUGACAACGAGGACGACAGCGAGGAGGACGCUGACGCUGACGGGGCCGAGACAGAAGGAGCAGCAAAGCAACGCCGCAGCCGCGCCCCGCGCGGCUCCUUGGUGAGGGCAUGGGAUAGUGCGUGCGCUGCCGGCCAUGUUGUGAUGCCGCUGCAGCCGGAGGAGUCGCUGCGACACACGCUGCCGGUGGUGGCCGCGGCGGCAGCAGACGCGGCGGCGGUAGCUGCGGCGGCAGCAGCAGCAGCUGGUGGGUCUGGAGCCAAGCCUCACAGCCAGAAGGGCCCGAAGCACCGGAGGCGGCAGCAGCUGGCGGCCUUGCAGCCCCCGGCAGGCCGGGCAGGCGCAGAUCCGGCCGGGGACAGCGACGGUGGCGAGAGCAGCGGCGGGGCUGGCACACCGCCGUUGUGGCUGCUGGAGCCGCAGCCCGGGCUGCUGAGGUAUGGGGACUUGCUAUCACAAUACGGUGACGCUGAUGCGGAGUCGGUGGCGUGGCUGGAGCUGCAGCUGGCGGCAAUGGUGCAUGUGUUGCAGCGGCGAGAGGAGGAGCCGGCGGCCACACAGCACCAGGAGGACGAGGGCAGCGGCAGCGGUGCGCACGCGGGGCACAGCAGCAGGCGGCAGCAGCCGGAACAGCAACCGCCACAUGAGCAGCCCGGAAAGGCUCCCGCUCGGAAGAAGCAGCCCCGGCUGGACGUGAAAUUGGAUGUCUUUUUCUUUGAGGUCGUUCCUGGAAAACCCUGGGAGUUGGUGCCACCAACCUCAGCGGUGGUCAGAAAUUUGAAUCGGGCCAUGGAGAAAGAGCAGCUGGCGCAGCUGGUGAAGUAGAAGGCAUAGGUUGAGAGAAGUGCAUUCAGGAUGGCAGGUGCCGCAAUGGCUAGGUGCGAGGGGUUUCGAGGCGCACGAACACAAUGUGCUGGUUCAGAGUCGGGAGACGAAUGUGAGUAAUUCUUAUACUAACUAGAAUGUAUAUAGCGGAGUAGGGAGGGGUUCAUCAUUGUGGCUGAGAGCUCGCACAGAAAUUGCAAUCUAGAUUCCUUUCCCAGCGCCUUUGCGCCGAGCGCUGUCCAUUUUGUAGUAUGAUGUUUAGCCACAGAAGUGAAUAAAAUUAAACUGUAUGAAGA
Chlamydomonas reinhardtii is the source of this 4569-nucleotide messenger RNA. RefSeq lists its product as uncharacterized. Gene Ontology annotation, biological process: regulation of transcription by RNA polymerase II. Bases 227 to 4273 code for a protein of 1348 amino acids. The transcript is spliced from 5 exons. The record is from RefSeq and is a predicted model, not a curated record. Gene Ontology annotation, cellular component: Set3 complex. NCBI's taxonomy places the organism in Eukaryota, Viridiplantae, Chlorophyta, Chlorophyceae, Chlamydomonadales, Chlamydomonadaceae.